AUGCCCUCCAUUCUCAGUGAUGCCGACAAGGAAACUGUCAAGCGAAAUGUUCCCAAACCCGCCAACAAGAUCUUUGCCGUAGCUGUCGCACGACUCUACGUUGCCUAUCCAGACCCCGGUCGUUGGACCUACACCGGCAUACAAGGCGCCGCCGUCAUUUGCAAUGAUCUCGUCGGCCGAACAUGCUGGCUGAAGAUUGUCGAUGUUUCCCCCGCCGGAAGAGGCGUGAUUUGGGACCAAGAACUCUACGACAACUUCGCAUAUAACCAGGAUCGAACCUUUUUCCAUACCUUCGAACUCGAAGACUGCGCCGCCGGUCUCUCCUUUGCCGAUGAGAAGGAAGCGAAAACUUUCAUCAAGAAGGUACAGGAACGGGAGAAGACUGUCAGCAAAGAGACCAAGCAGACUCCCUUUGCCUCCUCUCGGGGACAGGGCCCUGCACCGGUUUCCAAUGGAAAGCGGUCCCUCUUCGGAAGCUUGUUGCACCGUGGUGGUCACGGCUCCAGCGCUCCGCAAACGCAGUCUAUCAUACCCCAAGCUGCACCUCCAUCCUUGCAACCUCCGUCACUGCCUGCCUCCCUUCCUCCCAGCGCACCUGCGCCAGCCGCCCACGCAGGCUUGCCGUUUGAUCCCAGAGACCCGGAGUGGAAGCCAUUGAUGGAUGAAUUGCAUAGUAUGGGUAUAACGGAGGACCAAAUCGCAGAGAACUCCGAUUUCAUUAUGGGCUAUAUACAGCAGAAGCAAGGCGCAAGCGAACCUGCUCCUCCUGCGGACAAUCAACCGAAACCCCGCGCUCCUCCUCCACCGCCCCCCGUGAAUACAAUUAGCCCCCAGGGCACUGGCACAAGUACGGGCAGCCGACGCGGUCCACCACCACCACCCCCGUCUCGCAAAGCUCGUACAGAUCCGAAUGAAGAAGCUCCGUCCCCACCACGCGAGCCUUCGCCGCCGCCGCCGCCAGCGCAACCAGUUCGAAGAUUCAAUGCACCACCUCCGUUUGCUGAUGCAGGAAAAUACGCCGAGCCCGCGGGCCCUGUGCCGCCGAGGCGGCCUCGAGCAACGUCAAGCGUAACCCCAGGCGCAACCCCCGGCCCUCCACCACCCCCGCGGCCACCAAAGGAGGCCAUGGAUGGUAGUCAGCCUCGAUUUGGGGUACCUCCGCCAUUCGCGGGAGAUCGCAAGGUUUCCGCUCCGCCCGCGCCUCCGAGCCGCAGCCCAGUUCCUCCCGGUCCUCCGCCUCCACCUCCUCGUACUGUGAGCCCAGCAGCACCACCCCAGCUACCUCCUAAAGUUCCCAAUGGAUCUACUCCUUCCGGUCCUCCACCACCUCCACCCGCCCGAGGACCGAUAUCACCCCCUCCGCCCGCUCCUCGACCUGUGCCAUCAACACCUGCCGCACCUCCACCACCUCCGCCAAGAGCUCCUAUAUCACCAACGACGGAUCACGGUCCACCAGGAGGACUUCCACCCCCACCCCCUGCUCGUGCAGUCCCUCAAUUGCCCCCGCUCCCUCCACCUCCAGCUUCCGCGCCUGGCGGACCUCCUCCGCCGCCGCCACCACCACCUGGAGGAAGCUCUGGUGCUCCUGGAUUGCCUCCUCCACCACCACCGCCUGGGCGCUCUGGUCCUUCAGUUCCACCUCCACCUCCACCCCCUGGCGGUGCCGGUGGACCGCCACCACCGCCACCCCCAGGAGGGUCAGCUGGAGGGCCUCCUCCGCCCCCUGCACCUCCUGGAGGUUCCGCCCCGCCGUUGCCCAAGAGUGCAGGUGGACGAGACGAUCUCCUGGCCGCUAUUCGAGCGUCAGGUGGACAAGGCGGAGGCGGCCUCAAGAAAGUCAAGGAAUCAGAUAAGAAGGAUCGAAGCGCCGCCGCCGUUCCCGGAAGCGCGGCCGAAUCAUCUGCUGCAGCAUCUGGCGGUGCAGGUGCUCAACAAGGUGGCCUGGCUGGCGCCUUGCAGGAUGCACUGAGCAAGAGAAAGCAGCGGGUUAGUGGAAGUGAUGACGAAAAGGACGAUGACGACGAUUGGUGA
Messenger RNA from Penicillium manginii, 2031 nucleotides. RefSeq names its product WASP family protein. Lineage: Eukaryota; Fungi; Ascomycota; Eurotiomycetes; Eurotiales; Aspergillaceae. The coding region runs from base 1 to 2031 and encodes 676 amino acids. The transcript has 4 exons. Gene Ontology annotation, cellular component: early endosome; WASH complex; recycling endosome. Gene Ontology annotation, molecular function: alpha-tubulin binding; gamma-tubulin binding; actin binding. Gene Ontology annotation, biological process: exocytosis; endocytic recycling; Arp2/3 complex-mediated actin nucleation. The record is from RefSeq and is a predicted model, not a curated record.